AAGCCCACAAAUAUCCAAACCGUCCCAAUUAUUUACCGUUCUCCUGAAAUUCUAGGGUUUCUCAUCUUUUUUUCUCUCAAUCAACUCCUUCAGAUUUCCAAAAUCAAAACAAUUCAAUUCCUUAAAUCAACACAUAUGCAACCUCCAAACAUAUUCCAAAUUCAUCCAGGAUUCAUAUAAUAGCCACUUUUUCCCAUUCAAAAAAACAGCUAUUAUAUUAAUAUUUUGCCUUGGUUUAUUGACUUGAUAAUGAUAAUAUCUUCAUUCCUUCGUUUCACUUCAUCCUUUAUGUUCAACAAACUUACAAAUCUUCGUGUUUUUGGUCCUGGAUUGAACCCUUUUGGUCCUUACAAUUUGGCUAAUCAUUCCUCUCGUUAAACCCCUAAUCUUUUUUUUCUGUUGUUUGAUUGUUAGAUCAUGUAAAAUUGAAGGAUUUCUAAGCAAAUUAUCACUUCUUUUGGGUCUUUUCUGCUAAGACAGAUCAAUCUUGAAAAAGAAUUGUAUUUUUGGUUAGGUUCAAUUAUGUAAAUUGAAGGGUGUUUUAAGCAAAUUAUCAGUUCUUUUGAGUCCUUUUUGCUGAAAACUUUUGUGGGGUUUUCCUAUUUGGAAGAAAUAUCAAUCUUGUUGGAAAAAAAAAUCUAUUUUUCUUGUGAUUUUAGGUUCAAUAAUGUAAAUUGAAGGGUCUUUAAGCAAAUUUUCAGUUCUUUUGGGUCUUUUAUACUGAAGGCUUUGUGAGUUUUUCGUGUAAUCGAAAGACAUAUCAAUCUUGUUGGAAUUUUUUUUUUCUAUUUUUCUUGUGAUUUUGGUUCAAUUAUGUAAAUUGAAGGGUGUUUAAGCAAAUUUCAGUUCUUUUGGGUCCUUUAUACUGAAGGCUUUGUGGGUUUUUCGCGUAAUCGAAAGACAUAUCGAUCUUGUUGGAAAAAAAAAUUCUAUUUUUCUUGUGAUUUUGGUUCAACUAUGUAAAUUGAAGGGUGUUUAAGCAAAUUUCAGUUCUUUUGGGUCUUUUAUGCUGAAGGCUUUGUGGGUUUUUCGCGUAAUCGAAAGACAUAUCAAUCUUGUUGGGAAAAAAUUGAAUUUUUCAUGUGAUUUAGGUUGAAUUAUGUAAAGGGUCUUAUUUUGAGUUAUCAAGAUUAUUAUAGUUUUUGGACUUGUUGAUUAGUUUUCGAAAUUACUCUUCCUAUUGCUGGUGAAAGAGUUGAAAGAAAUAUCGCGAGAAAGGAAAGAAAAAAAGGAUUUACUUUCAUUAGGUACUUGUUUGGUGUUAUAAAAGAGAAAAAUGGAGGAGGAACAGAUGGGUUCGAUUAGGCGGUUAAGAAGAAUGCGUUCGACUGCUGGUGAUCGUGAUACGGAUGAUCGUGGUUGGACUCCACUUCAUAUUGUUGCUCGGAAAGGUGACCUCAAACAGGUCAGAAGACUUCUGAAUGAAGGCAUGGAUGCAAAUGUUAUUGCAGGGGGGCCUAAAUCAUUUGGUAUGACCCCACUCCAUCUUGCUGCUAAGGGAGGUCACGUGCGAGUUAUGGAUGAAUUGCUUGAGAGAGGUGCUGAUAUCGAUGCUCGAGCCAAGGGUGCCUGUGCAUGGACCCCUCUCCACCAUGCAGCUAAAGAGAAAAAGAAGAAAGCAAUUAAAUUCUUGAUUAGAAAUGGUGCAUUUUUGCCAGAUGACAUUUCUGACACCAGGUUCAAUCCACCACUCCACUAUUGUCCCGGUCUUGAAUGGGCUUAUGAGGAAAUGAAGCUGCUUCAGCUAGAGAGUUCAUCAUCUGGCGAGGCCUCCUACAGCUCAGAAAACUGAGGUCGAAUUGAAUGCUCCAAGUGUUGAUGUGUGGAGUUCAGGACUCCUCUCAACGUAGUAUCUACUCUAUGUUUAAGUGUUACCGUUGGUCAACUCUAGUGUUGCAUUUGGAUUGUGAGCGUCGAUUUCAUGCUUUACUUCGUUGUGGUUUGCGUGUUUGUUAUUUAGCAAGUAGUUGUUACUAAGACUGUUGUGUCACUGCAGUGAGUAUGCUAAGGAAACAAUGUCUUGUGUUCACCAUCUGGAUGUCUUAUCAUAUUUUGGUGAUGAAUAAAUCUGCUUGGUUGUGUUUAA
This is a messenger RNA of Lycium barbarum (goji berry), 2086 nucleotides long. RefSeq names its product phytochrome-interacting ankyrin-repeat protein 2-like. Gene Ontology annotation, molecular function: protein binding. The record is from RefSeq and is a predicted model, not a curated record. The coding region runs from base 1277 to 1792 and encodes 171 amino acids. Lineage: Eukaryota; Viridiplantae; Streptophyta; Magnoliopsida; Solanales; Solanaceae. The transcript has 3 exons.